AUGGUGGUCGCAAUGGAAGCGUUCCUGAAGGCCGUCGAGGCGGGCCAAUGCGAGGUGGUGCGUGCGGCCCUCGAGCGGCGGGGCACCACCGCCAUCGAUCUGGACUUCCAGGAUCCGGCCCGGGACGGCAACACGGCCCUGCACCUGGCCGUGACGGCCAAGCGCAACAAGAUGCGCCUGAUCGAGCUGCUGCUGGCGGCGGGUGCCGACUGUGGGCUGCGGAACCACCAGGAGCGGACGGCGGCGGAGCAGGCGCUUGCCGCCGGCUGCCGGCACGUGGCCGAGGCGAUGGUGGGCCGCGAGCUGGACGGGCUGCCGGCCGACCGGGCCUUCCGGCGGCUGGUGGGUCGCGGCUCGGUCGAACUACUGCGGAUCUUCCUCGAGAAGCGCGCGUUCGACAUCCACACGAAGAUGAAACUGAUGACGCGCGCCCUGGACGAACUGUGGGCGGUAAGGGGCGUGGAGGUGAGCGAGCCGAUGCGCGCCUUCCUCGAGCACGAGCUGAUCGCGCACAGCUACGAUGCGGAGGGCGAGCGGAUCCCGACGGCGGCCGCGGAGGGCGAGACAGAGGCUGAUAGGCGCGUGGAGUUAGUGCGAAGCUAUACCAAAUACUUGAGCGAUCGGUACGACGCCGACAACCUGGCCGACCUGGACGAGGAGUUCGUGGUGCGGCUUCGGGCCAUGUGCGAGUGUCUGCAGGUGCUCGCCGGGGUUGGACUCCCCGACGAGGGUCUGAUCCCGGUGAAGGAGGCCGCCUACCUGGCGAGCCUGUUUCUGGGGAUCCUGGAGAAGCGGGCCGGCUUCGAGAUCUACAAACUGCUCCUGAACCGCCCGAUGAUCCUGCGCUAUCUGACGGCGGUCGGUGAGACACUGGCGAGGGUGCGCUCUCGGUCCACCGGGUGGAUGCCGCAACUCCUCGAGGAUCUGCACGAAUGCAUCGGAGAGCAGAAGCUGAUGCAGUACGUGUCCCUUAGGCGGCGCACCUGCCCCGAGCUACAACGGAUCGCCGAGGGAAAGCCGCACGACGAGGAGCGGAUACGAGAGGAGCUUGCGCGGCCCGACUUUGUGGCCCUCAACCUAUCCUGCGAUGUGACGGACUUCGUGGCCCAUCUGCGGCGGUCCGACCGCCGUCCGUUGACGAUGGGCCAACUUUGGCACCGACGACAUCCGAAGCUCCGCCUUUCGAAGCGACAGGUGGCGUACGUAGCGGCCAACCGCGAACUGCUGUCCGGUGCGGUGCGUCGCCAGGACCGGGUCACGUUCCGCAACCUCCGACGGACCUACGAGCAGGUCCGACAGCUGCACAGCGUGAAGCGAGCGGCACAUUACAUCGAGGGAGCGCUCGUCAUCGACCUGGACGAUCGUCCGACGGAAACACUCGGACUGUUGGCGAUCAAACGUGUCCUCCAGUUCCUUGCCAGCGACAGGAACCAUCGGCCACGGUUCAGUCAGCUACUGGACAGUCUGCUGGGACACCUCCUGGAGCCACUGGGGGGUCGUGAGGCAGCCAACGUGCGGGAAGCCUUCUCACCGAGCUGCUCGGCGGCCAAGUACUUGCCGGUGGGCGGUCGGAGACCACCACCACCCCUGCUGACGAUCGAACAGGCGCGAGGGAUCCAGACGCGGCUGCGGGCGGUGUACCGGUAUCUGCUGUACGUGAUGCACCUGCAGCUGAUCGGAGCGUUCAAGACGUUCCUCGGCACCGCGUACCGGUUGCGGACUGCGCCGCAGCUCCGCUCGUACGCCCGCUACGUCGGUGAGCACAACCUGCACACCCUGAGCGCCCUUCGCUUCGAGCAUGCGUUCCACGACGAGCCGGAGACGGGGCGGGUGGUGGGCGAGCUGAAGCGAGCGUACCGCGGCAUGGCCAACGAGCUGAAGCUGCUGUCGUUCGUCGAGAAGAACAUCCACUUCCGGUUCUACCACCUCCAGUACCACCAGACGCGGCUCCGCGUCACCCUGGCCCAGUUCGCCGUCGUGUACCGGGCGCUUCGGGCAAACGGGGACCUAGGCCGCAUCCGCCGACUGCUCCACUCGUACCUUACCCAGACCUACCACCGGUACGACAUUUCCCGGGCGAUCUCCAUCUCCGACGCGAACCUCGCCCUCAAGGAGCUGCUCCGGCCUUACGCCGGCGAGGCGAACGAGGACACGCGGCAAGUGGUGCGGAACCUGGAGCAGCUGCAGCGCCUCAUGAACCCGGACUGCCUGUUCGGGAUCCGGACCGGCGCCACCCGACCGGAACCGGCGGAGAGUGACCGCUACGAGCACCUGACCCGCCAGAUGCUGCAGGAGCGAGGCGCACCGCCACUCAGCGAGGAGGAUUUUGCGGAACUGCACUGCAAGCUCCACUCCGUGUACUGCGAGAACGUGUUCCGGGGCCUCCCGCAGCGCCACGCCACCAUCGAGGGGUUCUUCCGCGCUCGGGGCCUCCAACUGGCAGCCGGGGGCACCCGAGCCACCGAUGACGAGGAGCUCCUGCAGGAGGUGUUCGACGCAAAGGUCAACGACCUGGUGGAGCUGGUGGAGAAGACACUCGAGUGCGGGUCGCCCGAUGCACCCGGGUUCUCCGACGCGAUCCGUGCCCUUCCGGCGUUCGUGCAGUUCGCGUUCGAGUUUGCGCUCCACGAACUGCUCGAAAUCCUGGCGUCGGUCGGAGUGCUUCAUCCAUCGUUAGCGGCGUCGCCUAUUCUGAGUGGCUCUCGGCUAAGGACGUUCCUGGCCGGUGGUAGUGACUCGCUGGUGCUCGAAUUGCUCACACUCCCAUCGGCCGCGACCAUUUUCCUGAACGCGAUCGCCUUCCGGCGGCACUCCUUCCGCCUGUACCCGACCUCCGACGACGCGGGAGACGGUCCAACGAGUGCGACGUCAGAUUUCGAGCGGAACUACGCCGACCGGCUGCAGUGGCUGGCGGAGCAGCGGGCCCUGUUCGAUGCGGUCCACCGCCCGGACUGCGAUCUCGGGACGCUCCGGGAGGGCCUGAGGGGUGCGAGUGAAGUGCUCACCGGCCGACGGUUCGGCUCGUUGGCUGGCGGUGAGCCGUGUCAUUACGGGCUCGUCGACGCCGCGAUCGUCGGUGACUUCCGGGCGAUGAUCGAUCUGCUAACGGACCGCACUUCCACCUCUGGCCGCCAGCAACUUCUGGAGUAUCUCCUGCGGCGCACCACUCGGUCACACUUCGUCGCGACGCGCGUCGAUCGGUUGGCAGCCGGUGAACGACGUCUGUUGGCCCUGUACCUGGGGGCGCUAGCGGGUGACGUGGAGCUGUUCGCGGGGCUGCUGGUGCGGUACGGAGCGCACGGGGAGCUGCACCGGUUCGUACACUCGGAUGACCACGGGUUUGUGGAGCGGCUGUUGGGUGGCGGGCUGCCGACCGGGGACUUUGAUUGGGGCCGGACCGACCCUCGGACCGGCAUGACGGUGCUGCAGCAGGUGACGAACGCGGGCAACGUGGGUGCGGUGCGCGCGCUGGUGGGUCGGAUGUCCCGCCAGCAACUGGACUCGCUCUGCCACGCCCGCUACACCGCCCUGAAUCUGGCUGCCCGCCUCAACCUCACCGAGAUCGUAAGGAUCCUGGUGGAAGCUGGCGCCUGCGUGGGGUUGGCCGGUGACGACGAGCGACUUCCGGCGUCCUGGUUGAUCCAGUACGGAAAUGGGAGCGAGGUGGUCAGGAUGGCGCUGGACGGAGUGGAGCUUACGGCGCUCUCGAGUGAACUGUGCCUCCUGCACCGGGCCAUCGAGUACGACAACGGGGACGUGGUGCGGUACCUGCUGGAGGAGGCGGCCGUCGAUCCGGCGUGCGUCUACUCGAAUUGCGCCAACGUCCUGCACGUGGCGGCCGGGUUCGGGCGGGGCGACAUCCUGCGCUACCUCCUAGCCCAGCCCUCGCUCCGGAGGCUGGUGGAUUGCGGGAACCUGGUGAAGAACACGGCGCUUGCGGUGGCCUGCAAGGAGCGCCAGCUACGGGCGGCGCGCAUCCUGUUGGAGGAGGGCGGGGCGAGUACGGAACCGACGGGGGAGUACGGCCUCAAUCCGCUCGCUUUCGCGCUGCUCACGAACGGUGUGCGCUUGCUAAAGGUCCUGCUGCGGCAUGGGGCCACCUUCGCGAACCCACCCACCUCCGACACCCAGCCACUCAAUCUGGCCAUCCGGACGGGCAACGUGCGGUUGCUGGAGUUGUUGCUGCGCCACGGAGUGGACGUGAACGGAGCACCGCUUGCCUUCAUCAACGCGGUGACGGUUGGUUCGAGGGACAUUGUGCGGUUGCUGGUGGCGCGGGACGCGGUACACCUCAACCACCGGGACGAGUUUGGCCAGACUGCGCUGCACGUGUGUGCGGAGCGGGACGAACACGAGUUGGCCGAGGAGUUGCUGCGGCAUGCCCGGGGAGCGGCCAUCAACGCGAAGAAUCGCUUCGGGCAGACGCCGCUCCACGUGGCCGUACAGCGGGGUCACGUGAGGACGGUGAGGGUGUUGCUCCAGGAUCGGGGGUGCUCGGUGGACGAACUGGACUAUCACGGUGAGACGCCCCUCAUUCGGGCGGUCGUCAGCGAUAACCUGGCGUUGGUGCGGCUUUUGCUCGCGAGCGGCGCUAGUAUCGAGCGGCUCCGCAACAGUGACCCGCCCGUCCUGCUGUACCUGGUGCAGGAGAACCACGAGCGGAUCCUGGACUUCCUGCUCGAGCACUACGCCGGCCAGUUCGAUGCGAACGCGCAGGACGCGCACGGGAACACGCUCCUGUACGUGGCGACGCAGCACAACCAUAUCAACAUCGUGAAGCUGCUGGUGGACAAGUACGGGGCGCGCCGCAACCCGCAGAACCACAAGCGGGUCACGCCGCUCAUGAUUGCGCGGGCCCGCGCCUACGACGAGAUCUUCCACUUUCUCGAGGCGCGCCUCGUCGAGGAGUAA
Anopheles cruzii is the source of this 4911-nucleotide messenger RNA. RefSeq lists its product as uncharacterized. The coding region runs from base 1 to 4911 and encodes 1636 amino acids. The record is from RefSeq and is a predicted model, not a curated record. The transcript has a single exon. NCBI's taxonomy places the organism in Eukaryota, Metazoa, Arthropoda, Insecta, Diptera, Culicidae. Gene Ontology annotation, molecular function: protein binding.